Molecule: messenger RNA, 1890 nt
Organism: Pseudocercospora fijiensis CIRAD86
Lineage: Eukaryota; Fungi; Ascomycota; Dothideomycetes; Mycosphaerellales; Mycosphaerellaceae
Exons: 2
Biological process (GO): proteasome-mediated ubiquitin-dependent protein catabolic process
Cellular component (GO): nucleus
Molecular function (GO): protein binding; protein-macromolecule adaptor activity
Source: RefSeq, a predicted model, not a curated record
AGUGCCACUGCCAGUCUGCUCAGCAGUCAGAAGAUCAGGAAGCCGCCCACUGUCACUCCGAACAGAUUCAACAAAUUCUUCAAGCCGAGGAAAGCUGUCAGCACCCGAGGCGGACGCUUAAGCAAGGCAGGAAGGCAGCUUCGAGACAUUACCAAGAAUGGGGCAAACCGGAGAGCUGCAGGUAUCUCUGGAGCAGAUUUCCUGCCGACGCCGCAGGAUGACUUCACCUCGCCUCGGCCCCUAAAGCGCAGAAAGCAUUCUGGACUGGACUUGCAGAGUUCACCGCCGCAGUCAUCGCCAUUGAGGCACCACCAGACGCUGGAGCCGAUCGAGCUACCAGAAUUUGAUUCGGAAGCCGAGACUCUUCCAGAGCUUUUUGAAGAGCUGAAACCAUUCCCGCGUGCUAAUCGGCGUCUGCGCGAGCCAGGCCCAGCUCGACGCAUCCUGGAGCGCAGUUUCGGGGGCUUUCAUGCAACCUCUCGAGGCUUCCGAGGAGCGGACCAUGUAGUGGAUUGGAGAGCAGAGACCGCGGACAUCUGCACUUCUCCUUCAGACACUCACAUGUUUUCUGGUGCUGCUCUACCCUUCUGUACAACUGCGUGCAACACGAACCCGCUUGUGGCCAUCGGUGACGAGGAAGGCAGCAUCCACUUGAUCGAUUCCUCGCCGGCCGCAGAUUUUCGAAUGGCUCAUGUCAAGUUCCGUGUACACCGUAAUGCGGUCAUGGAUAUUGCAUUCUGCUCAGAUGACUAUAUAUUGGCAACCGCGAGCGGAGACCAGACUGCGAGAGUGGUGGACAUGUAUAGCCAACAGACUAUGUGUAUUCUGACUGGCCAUAAAAGCAGCGUGAAGCAAGUGCGCUUUGCGCCGAACGACAACAACAUCAUCACUACCAGCGCCAGAGACGGGUGUGUGAACAUCUGGGAUCUCCGAUGUGGUGGAAAGUCUGCUCCAGAAGCGAGAUACGGCAAGUCUCUCGAGGUGGGCUAUGGACAUCGUUCGGCGAAUCGCUCGUAUGAGACGGACAACGGGGAUGAACUGUCUAUCACCUCAUUCCAACACCUGCUCAAUGGACGCGAGCACAUGAUUGUGACUUCGAGCGAAGUUGAUGCCUCAGUCAAGCUUUGGGACCUUCGAAACGCAGGCCGACGCAGUCCGAUGCCUCUGGCGAGUACACCGGUUCCUGAAUCACACAGCAGCAGACGAAACUUUGGCGUCAACGCCAUGGCGUUGUCUGGCGACGGCGGCCGUCUGUACACGAUUUGCCGCGACGCUACCAUUUAUGCCUACUCGACCAACCAACUUGUGCUCGGCUACGCGCCAGAAAUGUCGUCUGGUCCAAGCAGAAGGCGUUUGCUCAAGGAACAAAUGCCUGGCUUGGGGCCACUUUACGGCUACCAAAAUGCAGAUCUGGGGCUAGCGUCGUUCUACAUCAAAGCGUCUCUACGACCAGCAAAGGGCGACAAAAGCGAGAUGCUGGCAGUGGGCAGUACGAACGGCAACCCGAUCCUGUUCCCUACCGAUGAACGCCACGUCCCCCGAAGGGAACGCGCGAUAAUCGAUGACGAGAAUGACGAGGAUGAAUCUGAUCUGCCCUCCGCACCACCGAAAUCGUCACAACGUUCUGCGACCUCCGCUCGCUCGAAGUCAUCGUCCAAUUUGCAUGUUUUCGAGCACGGCACGGCUCUAGUGAGAGCUCAUGAUAAAGAAGUCACCUCGUUGGCCUGGUCAACCGAUGGCGAUCUUGUCUCGGUCAGUGACGACUGCACAGCGAGGUGUUGGCGAGAAGACGGCAGACGUGCUCGCACAUUGCGGACUGGCGGCGAGGCCGAUGGAGGCCGAUGGCAAUCUGGCUGGGCAGAUGUUUCGCCUGAUUGGGAUGAGGAUGAC